ACAGGGACGGGCGGCGGGGGCCGGGGCCGGGGCGGCGCCUGCGCUGGGCCGCAGGGAGCAGCGGGGCUGCGGCGGAGGGCGGGCGAGCAGCGCCGCCACCACCACCUCCACAGCCAUGGCCGCGGCGAUGCGGCAGAGGUUCGACCGCUUCCUGCACGAGAAGAACUGUAUGACCGCCGUGCUCGAGCGCAUCGAGGCCAAGACCGGCGUCAGCCGCACCUACAUCGCCACCGGCAUCCUCGGCGCCGUGGCCGUGUACCUGGUAGUGGGAUACGGCGCAUCCCUGCUCUGCAACAUCAUCGGCUUCGGCUACCCCGCCUACGUGUCAAUCAAGGCCAUUGAAAGUCCCAACAAAGAUGAUGACACACAGUGGCUGACUUACUGGGUUGUGUAUGGUGUUUUCAGUAUAGCUGAAUUCUUCUCUGAUAUCUUUCUGUCCUGGUUCCCUUUCUACUACAUGAUGAAGUGUGGCUUCCUCCUGUGGUGCAUGGCUCCAAGUCCUUCCAAUGGAGCAGAAUUCCUCUACCAUCGGAUUAUCCGGCCUUUCUUCCUGAAGCACGAAGCUCGACUGGACAGUGUUGUUAAAGACCUGAAAGACAAGGCUGCAGAGACUGCAGACACCAUCACUAAAGAGGCCAAGAAAGCAACAGUGAACUUACUUGGUGAAGAAAAGAAGAGCACUUAAACUGGAUAAAGUUUCCCUACCGCCUCCUUUGUGAAGCUUGAUGUUACUGGGAACUGUGGUAUAAGUUUAAUAAUAUUGCCUUGGAAACAUUUUGAUAUAUUAAAGGAAUGUGUUGUAAGUUUACUUACUACUUUGCUGUGUCUGAUAGAGAGUAUGCAUUUUUAUUUAAAAGCAAUGCAGUGGGCAGCAUCUGAAGCUUAAUGAAAAUAUUUUCUUCAUCUUCAUGCAGAGGAAGUCUUUCAGUAAUCUCUUUCUGCAGUAACGUAAAUAAAAAGUAUAUAUUCCUCAGGCUCUGCACUUUAGUUGUCUCUUUGUCUAUGAAAUGACUCUUAACACUUUGACUGUGGUACAUCUGGUAGCACAGAGCUGUUUUAUAAGGAAAAUACUAAUCUGAAUGGAUCUUCUCAAAUAUACAGGGAAUUAUUGUUAGAAGUGGCAUAAUGGAUGUAUUUCCCACCAGUAAAGCUGUAAAUUAUGAAAUUACAUGUUCUAAGCACCUGAUUAUAGAGAUUAUUCACCACUGCAUGUUUUGUUGUAACACAGUAUUUGGCAAAGUUGUGUGUAUUCUUCAAUGGAUAAAUACUAAAUAUAGGAAAGAAUAACUUCAUUGAAGUGAUCAAGCUUAUAUUAGUGUAAAGUAAUUUGCUAGAAAUGGAUGCAUUAAGUUGCAAAGAUUAGCACAAGAUGACUAAAGUACAACUCCUUGCCUAUUCUUGCUAAAUAAAGUUGUCCUCUAAAAUUGUUAAUAGAGCUCCUUUUCAGAUCACACUCAAAAAACCACAAACCACUUUUUGCCAAGGAGUGAUACCAUUAAAAAUAAUUUUUCCUGAAUUCUCAUUAAAAUGUCAACUGCCUUAGGUGUCAGUCUUCAGAAGUACAUUAUUAAUGGGAUGGACUACAAUCCCCUGAGCUUUUUCUGCUUACGAAAAUCUUCAGUCUCUUCUGACUGUACUAAGAACAACUCUUCAUGAGCACUAAAACUUCCUGAAUGCAGAUGCUCUUGUUGCUACUUGACAUAUUCCUGGCCAGUCAGUAAGAGUGCAACCAAAGUUGUUAAGAGAAUAAGCGGAUUUUUUACAAUCAGUAUAAAAGAAUACAUAUAUAUAUAUAUGUAUAUAUUUUAGAUUUGCAUCUGCAUUUACUCUUUCACAGUGCAGGUUUUUUUCAACAAAUUCAGCCUGAGUUACUGAAAUCUCCCUGUUCUCAUCUCCAUUCUGGUGUUUCUUUAAAGCCUACAGUACUGAUAUGGCAGUUCUUAACUCACAGAAUAUGCAGAAGGGAAGCUUAAGCUUUUAAUGCGAGAAAAAGUGAUUUACAGUCCAUGACCUUGAAUUCAAAAGAUUCAAUCUUAAAAUAAACUUCUGAGGACUUUUGGCUUUCUGCAACAAGUUGGUGUAGCCAGAACUGCAAAACAGUGAAGGACACAGUGCAACGCAGCAGGUCAGUUUUAACUUUGAGAGAUAUAUUAUAUAAGGAGGGAUGUAAAAGUGUCCUAAGAGAAAGCAUUUUAAGCUCUAAGCUGGAAAACAGACCUUAGGGCUUCCAACUUGGAUAGGGAACCAUGAGACCUGCUGUACCUCAUGUUCUGUAGGACAUCAUGCUGUUUGUCAUUUGAAGGAAAAAAUGUAAGAUAUCACAGCUAAUCAUUCCAAGACAACUUUUUGUUAGGAGGGGAUAUGCUGAAGAGGAUAAAGUUUACAACAAAGUUGUAGAUGUAAACAUGUAAAAAGUCUGAAGUGACUCACCAUUUAACUGGUUUAAUUUCUUGUCUUAUCUUCCUCUGUUGUAAACCCACUGAACUUUUCUGUAAGCCUCACUAAAUCCUACUCCUGUGUUUUAAACAUGAUCAGCUAUCAAGUGGCCAUUGGAAUUUAGUUUCACCUCUUGAAAUAAGAAGUAAAGAGAUAAAAAGAAAUUAAGAUACUUAAUAGUCUAUUUGAUUUUGGUGCGAAGCACUACAUAAUUUACUUAUCUAAAAGCUAUGAUAAAUUUUGGACUUUACAAGCCUAAUGAGGUCUGUAGUAGAGAUGGGACUUACUUUUCAUUUCUUAUACUACUCAGCAGUUCUUCCACUGUUUUUAUGGGGAUAAAAAGUUCUAUAUAAGUGUUAGGUAAGUGCUAAAACAGUCCCUUGCAUCUCUCUCAGCACUUGAAUGGUUUUAAAUAAACUUCUUGUCUUUACAACUUGAUAUUACUGGCAUGGAUAUUUAGUGCUCUUUUGUCAGAUUUCUACUUGAAUUAGAAACACAAUCUGUUGUUAACAGAACUUGAUCUUGGUUUUUUGCCUUGAUGCAAGUAGAAAUGACUGAAUUUCUGCAGCAAGUUAUCCUUUCCUGCAAGUUACUCCUGCAAUCCACUGGGCUGGCCCUGCAGAUCAGUGCUUUUCUUUGUGUCUUCACAACAUUUAAGUGCAAAUGUUAGUACACAGACCUACUCCAUGUCUAUGCUGAAGUUGUAACGUGCUAAAUAAAAAUGGACACAAAUAAAGAUAAUCUUAUGGGACUAGUA
This is a messenger RNA of Pipra filicauda (Wire-tailed manakin), 3193 nucleotides long. It is a transcript of the gene REEP5, whose product is annotated as receptor accessory protein 5. The coding region runs from base 116 to 685 and encodes 189 amino acids. Lineage: Eukaryota; Metazoa; Chordata; Aves; Passeriformes; Pipridae. The record is from RefSeq and is a predicted model, not a curated record. The transcript has 5 exons.